Seriola aureovittata is the source of this 3468-nucleotide messenger RNA. RefSeq names its product beta-1,3-galactosyltransferase 2-like. The record is from RefSeq and is a predicted model, not a curated record. Gene Ontology annotation, molecular function: N-acetyl-beta-D-glucosaminide beta-(1,3)-galactosyltransferase activity. The transcript has 2 exons. Gene Ontology annotation, cellular component: membrane. Bases 1300 to 2568 code for a protein of 422 amino acids. Lineage: Eukaryota; Metazoa; Chordata; Actinopteri; Carangiformes; Carangidae.
AGACUGUGACUGUGGGUUUUGAGUUGCGCUGUCCACCGUUGCACAAGUAUGAGGUUGCAAGAGGAUGACGUUUGCCAUCUUUCAGUCAGAUUAGACAAUCCGCUACCUUAAGACUUGCAGAGGUGCUGAUAUGAAGGCUUCUCCUCUUACUUCACAGCAUGCCAAAUUGAAAUAAUGCUUUAUUCCUCUUUCUCGAGAGUGGGUGUGAAUACAAAUAGGUCAGGAGCCCACUACCCCCACCCCUUUAUCAGAGCAGGCAGCAACAGCAGCAGAGACGGCGUGACCGUGACGUGGUGGGAGAGCGUACUGCCACCAAGCCUGGAGCUGCCUUUCAGAAUGAACACACAACUCACAGCACAGCUUCUUGUUCAUCUUCCUCCUCCCCCGCUGUUUUCACCCCUCUAGCCCUCUCGCAGACAACACUGCUGAGUGAGAAGGGUGAGAAGAGGAAACCGGAAACAAAAAAGGAAAGAGAGGCACAUUGGGGGAGGGAAGUUAACAGUAGACCAUGCAAAUCAGAGGAAGGAGACGGGCAAGAGGAAACAAGCAUCAGCUCGGAAAUUAGAGCUUGACGGAGAAAUGUAAGGCUUGUGAAUCAUCCAGAGAUUAACCCUAUCUAUCCACCGCUGCUUUGAUAUUCACAAUAUGACAAGAAAGGACAGCCAAAGGACCCUGGCUGAGUGUCAGACACCGACAUUCUCCUCCCUUAGACCAGAGGCAGCGUCAGCGCAGCACCGUUAGCAUCAAGCCUCCGGGGACAAUGCGCCAAGGCAGACAGAGAGACUGCAACACUGGAGCUCUACCACAUGUUCUGCCGAUGCACACAAACAAAGUGGUGCAUGCAUUUGCUAGAUAGCUGCGAGUUCCUGGAUGAGGAUUUCAUUUCCGUUAAUACACCAAGGAAGACCACCAUUUCUUUUACCUUCUGAAUAAAAGAAGAGGUUGUUUUGUCACACGUUAAGGAAGGAAUUAAUGAGGAUCCAACUCGUCAAGCUAAAGCUGUAUGUUAUUGUUGUUCAGCUUGGAGCACAGACCGGGGACCAAGAGGGCGAUCAGUGUGUGAAGAUUGCAAUUCAUCACAUCCGGGAAUGGUCGAUACCAGAAAGAGACAGGAAAUCACCAGACAUCAAAGUGAUUUACAUAUAUGGAAAUGAGAUAUCAACACAGGGUAAAAGUCCCUUAGUCAACCCACCACAUAAACUUCACUUUGAAUCCAGGGAUCAAGACCUGGUCGAAAGCUGCUGACAAGUGGCCUUAUGAGUGUAGCAACUGUCUGAGUGAAUUACUGCAAGCACAACCAUGCAGUGGAGACGACGGCACUGCUGUACACACACAGCUAAACUUCUCUAUCUCCUCUCACUAUUGGGUUUACUGGUUUUUCUGGUUCACCAGGUGUGGCUGCCAAGGCUCACAGGUAUGCCAUGGUGGAGAAGCCAUCCAGUGGUGUAUGGAGGUGGUGGACUUCAUGCCAUUAAAGCCAAACUGAACACGAGCUCCCAACAGUCAAUGUGGAGGUUUGUCAUUGUUCCUCAGCCGACUCUCAGGGCUGAUGCUAAUAGCUCCCACGAAAAAGAUGGUGUCGCCUCUCCUCAAGCAGACCCAAGCUUUGGAAACAAUGUGGCAACCAACACAAGCCAAAGUGAGGAGGGAGACCUUAGUAGCACAAUAACUCACGGGCCUUUCCCUUAUAUCAUCAAUGAGCCAGACAAAUGUGUAGAGAGCAGACCCGUGCCAUUUCUUGUGAUGCUGAUAGCCACUGAGGCUCGGAAGGUGGAGGCAAGGAAUGCCAUACGUCAGACAUGGGGGAAUGAGAGUGUUGCCCUGGCUCUGGGAUUCAUCCGGCUCUUCAUGCUUGGGAAAAAUGAGGGAGAGCUAGGACUAUUACAACAAAGGAUGCUAGAAGCAGAGAGCCAAAGGCAUCAUGACAUCAUUCAGCAGGACUUUCUGGAUUCCUACAAAAACCUGACCAUAAAGACGCUGAUGGGAAUGAACUGGGUGGCAAUGCACUGCCCACGGGCCAGCUAUGUCAUGAAGACAGACAGCGACAUGUUUGUCAACACAGAGUACCUCAUUUAUAAGCUACUCAGGCCAGAACAGAAGCCCAAGAAGAACUACUUCACAGGCAAUAACAUGAGAGGCUUUGCACCCAACAGAAAUAAAAACAGCAAGUGGUACAUGCCCCCAGAGUUGUACCCAAGUGAGAAGUAUCCAACCUUCUGCUCUGGGACUGGUUAUGUCUUCUCUGGAGACUUGGCGAGGAAAAUUUACAGAGCAUCUCUAAGUAUCCGCCACCUGCAUCUGGAGGAUGUGUAUGUGGGAAUAUGCCUGGCCAAGCUCCGGAUCGAGCCCACGCCCCCACCCAACGAGUUCCUAUUCAACCACUGGCGAGUGUCUUACUCCAGCUGCAAGUACAGCCAUCUGAUAACCUCGCAUGGGUUUCAUCCCAAUGAACUACUUAAAUAUUGGCAUCACCUGCAAAGCACCAAACGCAGUGCCUGCAUAAACACAUUUAAAGACAGAGUAGGCAGGGCGCACUCAAAGAGAAUGAAUGGAAGGAGACAAGCUUAAUAACUGAAGCUUUUACACUCACAAGCUCUAUAUGAGGUACAAACCAUUUUUAUCUCAGCACAUUCUCUUCUUAACUUGAUACGAAGGGAUUAAUCCACACUUUUUCCGUAUGGGAACUGAAUACAAACACUGCAUAAAUGUGUAAAAACCGAUGGAAGUACUCCAAUAUUAUUGCCAAUUUUGUACAAAAGAGAUGAAAACUGUUUCUAUGUCUGAGUCAAACCACUGGAGGGUUUAUGUACACAGUUCUAUUUUACAAAAGAAUAAGCAGCGUGUCCACAAAAGUGACUUUUUUGUAAUUAUGUAAGUCCUACUAUACAGCGGGGACCCUACUGUAUGUCUUUUAUAUAUGCGGAUACGAACUCAAAACCUGAGUUGACAAGGUACAGUGCCAAUACACAUGUCAACAUGUGUAUCAAAUAGUCAGGGAAGUCAUUUUAAAAGAGGUUAGUUUCAACAUGAAGUCAAUGGUAACAGACUGGGAUUGUGGCAGAUUGACAACAAAUGUGGGACCAGCCACUUGUUAUGCAGCAAAUGAGCCAAACAUGAUACAACACGUUUUUUUGGUAAUUGCAACUGAAAAAGCACAUUUGAGGACUUAAUGAAGCACAACAGUUUCCCCUGUUACUUGAGUGAGGGUUUGUUGUGACAUAAUUGUAGAUGAUGACGCCCCUCCAAAGACAAUCUCUAAAAGUCAUUACGGAAAAAUCUUUCCUGUCUGUGAUUUACGCUGAUUCUCUUUGACGUGGUCAAAUAGAAUUAGAAAGACCAGCAUCUUUUGUUUAUAAAUUACAUAUUUUAAUUAUUCUUACUGAUCUGCUUGAGAAUCAAGAGCACAUGAGAGCAUGCCAUUUGACUGUGAAUACCAAAUACCAAUCAUUAAAAAAGACUCUUUCCCGA